CAUAUAGCAAUACGGAAGUGAAACUACCGCUUUAUACCUGAUUCAAAGUAAUGGUAGUACUUGCGCGGCCUAUCUCCUGUCCCGAGCAAAUACGUCCUUUAUCUAGUUUUGCACUGGUUAAAACUAUUUAGAAAAUACAGAAAUAUAUCGCCAUUCAGUUGUCUGGUGUUCUGUAUCUCGACCAGGUGAAUAACUAUAAUUUGUUUUGCAGUGCUGCGCUAAGAAAGAAGAAAAACUUUUAAGCAUUUAACGUUAUUCUGUGUCUUUACUUGCUAUUAUGGAUCAAUAUUCAUUAGUAAAAGUCAUUGGCCAAGGGUCUUUCGGUCGAGCUCUUUUGGUUCAGCCAAUAAACGGAGAGCAAAAUUAUGUUAUGAAGGAAAUACGACUGCCAAAGGCUGAUUCUGGGAUAAGAAACAGCAGAAGAGAAGCUGUGCUUCUGUCCAGAAUGAAGCAUUCAAACGUUGUGGCAUUCAAAGACUCAUUUGAAGCUGAUGGUCAUCUGUACAUUGUAAUGGAGUUCUGCAGUGGUGGAGAUCUUCUUCUAAGGAUACGGCAGCAAAAAAAUGUUCUGUUCACUGAGGAUGUGAUCCUGAAGUGGUUUGCACAGAUGUGUCUAGGCACCAAACACAUUCACGACAAGAGAGUACUUCACAGGGAUUUAAAAUCAAAGAAUAUUUUCUUGACAGACAGUGGAACUGUGAAGUUGGGGGAUUUUGGUUCAGCAUGUUCUCUUAACAGCGCAAAAGCAUACGCUCAGACCUAUGUGGGUACUCCAUAUUAUGUGUCUCCAGAAAUAUGGGACAACAAACCUUACAAUAAUAAAAGUGACGUCUGGUCUCUUGGCUGUGUCUUGUAUGAACUUUGCACACUCCAACAUCCGUUUCAGUCAAGUAGCUGGAAGAGCCUGAUCUUGAAGGUGUGUCGUGGGGCAUAUGCACCUUUACCCAGUCACUUCUCCUAUGAGCUCCACUACCUCAUCAAAAACAUGUUCAAGACUAACCCUAAAGACAGACCCUCAGUACACACAAUCCUUAGCUCUCACCGUGUGUCUCGACUGCUGCAUAAACACCUGGUACCAGAGAAAAAGGAACUGGUGCAAGAACGAACACACCACUGGAAGAGAGAGGAAGGAGAAAAAAUGGCAAUGUUUUUAGGACAGAAGAGUUUAGUGACCACAACUUCCACUGAAGGAACUAUGCAAGAAGAACAGUCUACUUUGGAAAACAACUGCAUUGAUGACCCAGCUUCUCGUAAGAGGUGGGCAGUCGGAACUUGUAAUACCGUGCUGGGAGUCCUAAGAAAUGCUGAUAUCAUUUCCACUGGUAGCAUGGAAAAUGCAGAACAGACUGAUCUUAUUUCAGAGGCUGAGUAUGUGGAGACCCAGGAAAGACGAGUGAGGAAACAGUGGGACAAAGAUCCACCUGAGAGACUCAUGAGCAUUCUGGAGAAAGUGCAGCUCUGUUAUGGCUUCGAGACUUACACUUUACAUAGAGAUGGUCAGUUGAGCAUGGAGACAAAGUGGAUGGCCCUGAGAUGAUGAUCACAGACUACAGUAGACUGGAGCCACGCUCAGAUGAUGAAGAUACGGAUUUUGAAGAGGAGUGUCCAUAUGACUGGAUAAAUGAACUGGAGGAAAUGAUGAGCUAGAGAAACUUAAGUGAGUUAUUGUAUGUGUUGUACUUGUACAUACCUUUUUUUUUUAUUCACUUUUUAUAUAUAGAGUUUAUAUAUACACAUCAUUUUAUCUAGAGAUUGGGUUUAGUUUAUUUUGAAGAUUAAGACACUUUAUGUGUGAUCAAACAUGCUCUUUUCAUAAUGAUAAAAAAGAAGCUGGAAAAGUUGAGUGACUAAAACAAAACAAAGAAAUGCGUAUUGAAUCUCGCUGGUCAUAAACAGGACUGGGUCAUAUUUCACUUGAAAAUCAAAAGAAAACAAUUAAUCAUGAUUCGCCUAAAAAGACUAGAUUUAAUUUAUGCAAAUUAUAAUUUCUCUCUCUCUUUUUAAAAUGUUUUAUUUUAAUUUUUUGGAUGUAAACUUUCGACCCACUUC
Messenger RNA from Carassius carassius (crucian carp), 2049 nucleotides. It is a transcript of the gene nek3, whose product is annotated as NIMA related kinase 3. Gene Ontology annotation, molecular function: protein kinase activity; ATP binding. The transcript has 13 exons. Gene Ontology annotation, biological process: protein phosphorylation. Lineage: Eukaryota; Metazoa; Chordata; Actinopteri; Cypriniformes; Cyprinidae. The record is from RefSeq and is a predicted model, not a curated record. Bases 278 to 1537 code for a protein of 419 amino acids.